Messenger RNA from Oncorhynchus kisutch (coho salmon), 1324 nucleotides. RefSeq names its product cilia- and flagella-associated protein 100. The record is from RefSeq and is a predicted model, not a curated record. Lineage: Eukaryota; Metazoa; Chordata; Actinopteri; Salmoniformes; Salmonidae. Bases 175 to 888 code for a protein of 237 amino acids. The transcript is spliced from 8 exons.
ACACCACUCAUUUUAGCCCCAUGUGCCCAGAGAUUGGAACAAAUCAGACAUUAGACAUUUCACCCCAGAAAGCUACUGAGAAAACAUUUCAGGCAAGUGGACAGAGAUAACAACCAGGGAUUCAGAUAUUAAUUAUUGUAAGUCAUAGUACCUAUCCCGAACACAAAACUGGAAAUGGACAUUCCCUCCCCUCUUCGCUCCCCUUUGAGCAUGCCUGAUAUUAAGAAAGUGAAGAUAAGUUCUCCCAAACACACUCCUGAUGCUGAAUACCUCUUAAGGAGAAGGGGUGGGAUGGCAGAAAGUCUUGAGGAGACUGCAAAGCCAACAUUGGAUACAGUCUGGCUGAAAUCAAGGAAUAGUACAGACGACGACAGAAAAUCUAACAACCCAUUUGUGCUUCCAAUGGAUCGUAACAUCUUCAAAAAGAGAGAGAUUGAAUCUGUAAUCAAACAACAAGAGAAGAAGUUCUUCAGCAGCCUGCCGACCCAGAUGAAGAGUACCUACCUGUCCCGACUCAGGUGCCGCUCUGCCCCCAUGAGGAGUGCUGUGCAGGACACAAUCGCAGAACCAGAGAAAUGCAGACGGGAAAAAACAACAUGGGCCACCGUGGUCACUAAAAGUUGCAGUCAAGAGAGGGAGAAUAUUAGGGACUACUUGUCUAAACAGCGAGAAAAGUUUAUGCAGCAGUACUCUCUGUCAGUGAAGCAAGACACCAUCAAGAAGCUGGAGAAGGACACGGUGAUAGAGCUUCAGUUGAUCAGACACGCUGAGAAACAUCUGCAACAGGACUCGGUCGCCUUUGAAAAGUUCAUCAAGGAAAACGACCAGAGCUCAGUGGAAGCUGUCAAGUUGUUAGUAGAGCCUAUCAUUAUUGUUACCAAUAAAUAGUAGCCUACACGUGAUUUUGUAUUAGCUUUUCAAAUAUCUCUAGCUACCUGAUUGACAAAAUAACCAGUAGGUUACAGUAAUAGUUAAUUUAUUCACGAUAGGUCCACCACAGGUAGAUCAUGGUAAAUGCACAAUGUUACAAUAAGUUAAUCAUUACCCAUCUCAUAUGAAUAUACUGUAUUAUAUACUAUUCUACUGUAUCUUAGUCUAUGCCGCUCUGACAUUACUUGUCCAUAUAUUUAUAUAUUCUUAAUUCCAUUCCUUUACUUAGAUUUGUGUGUAUUGGGUGUAUGGUGUGAAAUUGUUAGAUAUUACUGCACUGUCAAGGGCUAGAAACACAAGCAUUACGCUACAUCAGGAAUAACGUCUGCUAAACACGUGUAUGUGAACAAUACGUUAUUUAUAUUUACAUUUAAAUAAAAACAUCACAUGUAUA